AUGUGCAAUGCAUAAAUUAUGAACAAUCAGUUCUGUGCAUUAAAAUAUUUAGUUUUAAAGUGCUUGUUUAGUGUGGAAUUCGAAUCAUAAUUGUUUGUAGAGCCGAAGUUUGUGGGAAACAACCCUUUCCGACGUGUAAAUCUUCCCUUCGAGCAUUUCUAACGGCAGUUUGAGUUUGUUAAUUGUUAUUGCAAAUUCUUCUGUACAGAGUUUUUGAGUAGUUAAAGUACCUAAUUGAAAAAGUCAUUAAGAAUUGCCAUUAGUUUUCCCGUCUUAUCUGUAUAUGUUUGUGCUUGAGAGUGUGUUAAGUGUGCGAAAGUGCAAUGCGUGUCCGUAUUGAAUUUUCUUGAUUUCCCCAACCGCGACGUAGCUGCAUUCAACACUUACACACGGUGCUUGUAUGGAUAUACGGAUAUACCUAUAUAAUAGCGCCGACAAAGCCAUCGACGGAGAGCAGAGAUGACGCAAAGUAAACAGUCACUGGGGGGGUCAUCCACCUACGCCCCCUGCUCCUCCAACAACUAUGGGACCUGCUCCUCCGCCAGAGCCACAGCCACGGCAACAGCAGCGGGAGACCUCUCGCCGUCGCAUGACAUUCUGCUGAACAAUUUCCAGCUAAAGAAGAAGUCCUAUCGGGUGCUGCUCCAUGGCCAGCAGCUGGUGUGGGAGCGCAUGCAGAAGGUGAAGCAGUCGAAGAGCAGCCAGGAGACCAAGGCGCCGCUGCCCGAGGAUCCGCCCUCGCCGGAGGGACAGCGCGGCUAUGGCCCCAAGAGUCACAUACUCCAUGUGGACGAUGUGAUCAGCGUGCGGGCGGGAGACACAAAGAUAGCCUCCAUCCAGCCGCCGAAUCCCCAGGCCAUCAAUGCCCAGGGAGAAGCCGAUACCAGGCCCACUUCUCAGUACCUGACCAUCAACUAUGCCCUGCGCCUGACCAAGUCCCAGACGGACUGCAACCGCUGGGAGCUGCGACGCCUCACGUUCUUCAAUGCGGACCCGUACAUUGUGCGGCAGUGGGACCAGGAGCUGCAGGCACGCCUCCACCAGCCAUCGAGCACGCGACUGCGAGUGCGCCGCCUGCUGGUGUUCAUCAAUCCGUAUGGCGGGCGGAAGGCCGGCUCGCAGACCUAUGAGCGACAUGUGCGGCCCAUAUUCCAGUUGGCGGGCAUCGAUGCCACGUGCAUUACCACCCAGCGGGCGAAUCAGGUGAGGGACAUCCUGCUGAGCCACGACCUGAGCUGCUACGACGCCGUCUGCUGUGUGGGUGGCGACGGCACUGUGGCGGAGGUCAUCAACGGCCUGCUGUUCCGGCGAAUGCGGGAACUGGGCAUCGACGAGCAACGACCCUCGUACAUACCGCGACCUGAGAUCCCAGUGGGUGUAAUCCCAGCCGGAAGCACGGACACCAUUGCCUACAGCAUGCAUGGGACGGCAGAUGUCCGGACGGCGGCCAUACAUGUGAUCCUCGGCCAGCAUCGCGGCCUGGACGUCUGCAGCGUGAGCAACAGCCAAUCGCUGCUGAGGUUCUGCGCCAGCGUCCUCAGCUACGGCUACCUGGGGGAUGUGGCUGCCCAGAGCGAGAACUACCGCUGGAUGGGGCCUAAGAGAUACGAGUACAGCGGCGUCAAGGCUUUCAUCAACAACCGGGGCUACGACGCCGAGCUGCGGCUGCUGGAGGAGCCGGAUCUGCAGCCCACACCGCUGGAGGAGAAUCUCCCGCAGAGUCCGGACAGUGUGUGCUCUCUGGGCGAGUCUGUGCCCUCCAUUUGCUAUGCCAAUUGCCAGCGCUGCAGCUUUGCCAGCUCCAUGCAGGAGCAGCAACGCUCCUCUCUGUUUGUCCACGCGGAAGACGCAGAAGUGGAGAACACAAGCAGCGCUACACUGGAGGAGGCCGACCCAGAGGAGUCCCAUCUAACGCCCAGCGAGGCGGCUCUGCUCAGACCCAGGCCGCGGCCCGACAAGCUCCAGCUGCCAGUGGGCAGCGUCCACUCCAUGAAGAGCCUUGCCUCUGAGCAAUGGAAGGUCAUAAAGGGCAACUUCUUCAUGAUCUGCGGCGCCAAUAUAACCUGUGCCUGCGCCCGCAGUCCCAACGGAAUCUCCCGGUAUAGUCAUCUGGGCGAUGGCUGCCUGGAUCUGAUUCUCGUCAAGAAGACCUCGCUGCUCAAUAAUGUGAGAUUUCUGUUAAAUACAGCCGGCCGAAGUGGAGAUAUACGAAAUUUGCCCUUUGUGGAUGUCUAUCGCACAAGAAAGUUCCAGUUUAGGACAUUCGCAGCGGCCAAUGGUGACGACUACAGCAUUGCAGGCUCUUGCCAGCCCAUAGCACAGGCGGAGGUCGGCAGCAGCUCCUCCUCAGAGUAUUCCAGCUGGAACUGUGAUGGCGAGGUGGUCACCGACUUGGACAUAACCAUGAGAUCGCAUUGUCAGCUUAUAGAGGUCUUCAUGCGCGGUCCGCAUUCCUAUAGCAAGCCGCUCAAGAGCGGCACUGCCCCCUCAACGCCAGCCAGCUCCAGCGACAAUGUGUAUUGCUGCUGCAAGGACUAGAAGAAGCUUUAAACACAAAUUAAUCUAAAUCUAAACCUAAACCUAAACCAAUUGGCCGUGACAAGUAGCUUGUAGUUUUGCGUAGGGUAUUCGUAUUCGUACUCGUAGGGGUCUCCCCUCAACUAUUAUUGUUUUAGCAUAGCUCAAAAGAAACCAUGUAACUGAUAUUCUUGACUGUAUUACGGCAUCUGAAAGAUGCGCCAAGCAAACGGAAACAUUCCAAUCCCCAAAGGAAAGGUCUGCAUUAUACAUACACUGAAAUAUAUGAAAUAUACAUAUAUAUUAUAUAUUGGUAUACUGGCAAUAAAAACAAAGUGUUAUAAUGUUUAAAUUCAAAA
Molecule: messenger RNA, 2876 nt
Organism: Drosophila persimilis
Lineage: Eukaryota; Metazoa; Arthropoda; Insecta; Diptera; Drosophilidae
Product: ceramide kinase
Exons: 4
Coding region: 460-2538 (692 amino acids)
Molecular function (GO): kinase activity
Source: RefSeq, a predicted model, not a curated record